AAUCUGGUAUGGAUCGAAUGAACCCGUUCGCUGAAGGACCUCAUUAUGGUCCCGUCCUCGAGCCGUUUCUCGUCAGAGUGGUCAGAGCAAAUGUCAAGAUAAAUCCUCUGCUCGCUCCUCCCAAUGAUGCCACGGAUGACUACCUUCAGUGGAACAUGGUGUUUGGGACUAGCAACUGCCACCGCUCGACUGAUCCACGACGUUCCUGGAUCAAAGGAAGGGGUGAACCGGCUACCCAUCCGCGUCUGUCGAGCUUGCGCAUCAUAUGCCACUCAUUCCCGGGAAUGAUCACGAUACAAGCGCGGGAUCCGAAAAUAGGAAUCACCUGUGGUGAAAUCCUCGACCGAAUAUCUCACUACCUCUACGGGGACGUCAUCAGGACAGAAUAUGAUUCUAUACCCAGAGCACGCAAAAAGACGAUAUACCAAUCUUAUCAGCACAAUAGAUCCACACACCCCAACGUGCCAGGAGGAUCUCUAGGAGACGGUAUGAGAAGGCUGGAUUACCUCUGUGCUGAUUCAAUGUUCGGGGGAAUCGUACAAAAUGAUAAUUUCGUGAAGGAUCACUGCGGGGACGCUCUACCGUGUACUUACGAGUUGAAGUGCUUGCCUAACUAUCCUCUGACACAACAAGAGCUACGCGACCAACAACAGCGAACUCGAGAGGCAGAACGUGCUCGACGGGCACGCUCACGCGCAAGUUCCCGAGGCUCAGGUUCCCAAUCCGAAACAGAUGAAUGAGAUGCUAUCCUUGCCCACUCGCUCGACAUAUUUUCUUUCUGUUGUUUUGUUUUACUAUUCUGCUCCUUUAUAUUUCUCGAUUGUCUUUUUAUUGUUUGCUCAUUGCUCUGUAUAGAAUUUUGCAGGAUAAAACCACUUUAUACCUCCAUGAAUUCACGCGUACGACCUUGUGUACAAUUCAACUUCUUAUUUACUUAUGAAUGUCAUUUACGAUUACAUAUAUUUGUACCGCAUGAUUGUUUUUCAAACCUGCGAAUUACCCACUAUCCUCCAAAAUUACGUGCUUGCGUUUUCCAACAUUCACUACCGCAUGUUUAUACCACCAACAUCAAAAGGACGCAUAAUGUUUCCCUCGUGAUCUUGCAGCUGAAAUGAAACACCCGAUAAUUGGCGCAAGCCUUGACGAAGAACAUGUGCGUGGUGGUUCCGCAAGUCGUCGACGUUGUAAUGGUCGAUCAGCUGCACAACUCGCAAUGACGGCGCAUUAACGGAUAUAUGAGAAAGAAAGUCAAAAAAGAGCCUGUAUUCCCUCGAAUGCGCUUGCUUUUUUCCGCACUUUAUGCCAAGAUAGCGGAUUGGAGGCAGUAUUAGUUCGGGGUCUGGAUCGGGGACGAGCUGAUCCCAGCGGCCAACAGAAAGCGUGAGGUUCGUCAAACGAGGACAAUAACGACG
Messenger RNA from Serpula lacrymans var. lacrymans S7.9, 1412 nucleotides. RefSeq lists its product as uncharacterized. NCBI's taxonomy places the organism in Eukaryota, Fungi, Basidiomycota, Agaricomycetes, Boletales, Serpulaceae. The transcript is spliced from 2 exons. Bases 9 to 740 code for a protein of 243 amino acids. The record is from RefSeq and is a predicted model, not a curated record.